AUGUCAUCUGCAAGCUGUCUCCUCUCUGAAGAGCAGUUUCUGUGCUCCAUCUGUUUGGAUCUGUUCAAAGAUCCACUCACCACACCAUGUGGACACAACUUCUGCAAGAACUGCAUUACCCAGCAUUGGGAUGUAAAUCACUGUUCUCAGUGUCCACUGUGUAAGAGAGAUUUUGGUGCAAGACCUGAGCUAGAAAUCAACACCUUCAUCCGCGAGAUGGUUGCUCAGUUCAGCCUUAAAGCUCAGCAGAAAGCCAGUGGCAGUAGCUCAGAGCAACAAGCUGCCAAACCAGGAGAAAUUCCCUGUGACCUGUGCUCUGAAACCCAACUGAAAGCCCUGAAAUCCUGCCUGGUGUGUCUUCUCUCCUACUGUGAGACUCACCUAGAGCCUCAUCUGACAGUGCCAAGACUGAAGAAACAUCAGCUGUUGGAGCCUGUGAAAAACCUAGAAGAAAUGUUGUGUAAGGAACAUGAUAAACCUCUAGAACUGUUCUGCAAGACUGACCAGACGUGUAUCUGCUCCCUCUGCUCGGUUUUAGACCACAAGAGUCACCAGUUUGUCCCUCUUAGCCACCAAUAUGAAGCAGUUAGGGUGGAGUUGAAACAGAUGGAACCUGAACUUAAGAAGAAAAUCCAGGCUAAUAGACUGAAAGUUCAAGAGAUCAAAGAGGUGAUAAAAAUCUCUAAAGAUGCUGCCGAUAGAGAGAAAACAGAAGGUGUUCAGGUCUUCACUGCUCUGAAGGAGUCUGUUGAGAAAGCCUUAGAGGAGCUAAUAAAUGAGAUAGAAGAGAAACAGAAAACUACAGAGAAACAGGCUGAAGUCUUCAUCAAAGACCUGGAACAGGAAAUCUCAGAGUUGAUUAAGAAGAGCUCUGAGGUGAAGAAACUCUCACAGGCUGAAGACUACCUCAGCCUCCUCCAGAGUUUCUAUUCCCUAAAAGCUGCUCUACCCACCAAGAACUGGACAGAGAUCAGCAUCCACCCACCUUCAUACGAGGGGACUGUAGUAAAUUUUGUGAACAAGAUGGAGAAGACGACAAAGAAAUUCUGCAGUGAGGCUAAGCUCAGAAGAGUCCAGCAAUAUGCAGUGGAUGUGACCUUUGAUCCCAACACAGCACAUCCUGCACUGAUUCUGUCUGGUGAUGAAAAGCGUGUUCACUGUUGUCAGGCAAAAAAGAAAUCUGAAAAAGAUCCCAAAAGAUUCACACUUUACCACAAUAUUUUAGGAAAGCAAGGAUUCUCUUCAGGCAGAUUUUACUUCGAGGUUAGAGUUCGAGGAAAAAAUCACUGGACUCUAGGUGUUGCCAGAGAGUCAGCUGACAGGACGGGACCAAUCCAACUGAGCCCUGAAAAUGGCUACUGGACCAUAGGGUUUAGAAGAAAUAAGUUCAGGAUUUUUGAUGACACUCACAGUGAAAUCUUUUAUUUUACACAACCUAAAAAAGUUGGGGUGUUUGUGGAUUUUGAGGCGAAUCUGGUCUCCUUUUAUAAUGUAAAUACUUCAGACUGUCUUCACACUUUUUACUCUUCCCUGCCUCCUGAAAAAAUGUAUCCCUUCUUCAGUCCUGGUCCUAAUCCUGAUGGUAAAAACUCAGUACCCCUCUUCAUAUCUCCUGUCCAUCAAACUUUUUAG
Messenger RNA from Gambusia affinis (western mosquitofish), 1632 nucleotides. RefSeq names its product E3 ubiquitin-protein ligase TRIM39-like. Gene Ontology annotation, molecular function: protein binding; zinc ion binding. The record is from RefSeq and is a predicted model, not a curated record. Bases 1 to 1632 code for a protein of 543 amino acids. The transcript has a single exon. NCBI's taxonomy places the organism in Eukaryota, Metazoa, Chordata, Actinopteri, Cyprinodontiformes, Poeciliidae.